Messenger RNA from Parasteatoda tepidariorum (common house spider), 573 nucleotides. Its product is annotated as glutaredoxin. NCBI's taxonomy places the organism in Eukaryota, Metazoa, Arthropoda, Arachnida, Araneae, Theridiidae. Gene Ontology annotation, biological process: cellular response to oxidative stress. The record is from RefSeq and is a predicted model, not a curated record. Gene Ontology annotation, molecular function: glutathione disulfide oxidoreductase activity. Gene Ontology annotation, cellular component: cytoplasm.
AACUUAACGACCCUAGAGUUGUUUAUAUUUUCAAAUGAUAAGAAAUUAUAAGUUUUCUGAGUUUUCGUUUAAAACUAUCUCUUUUCUUUUAAGUAUUACUUAGCCAAGAAAACUGCUAAAGAUUGUUCCGUAUAAAACGUUUAAUCUCCAUCGUAUCUUGUGAUCAACCUUUUUUUGUUAAUUAAGCAGUCUGCAAGUUGUUGAAUAUAUGGGCAAUAUGUCUGCUAUGCACGUCGAUGAAAAAUUGCUUGCUGAUGUUGAAAAUUAUGUGAAGACCCACAAAGUUAUGAUUUUCAGUAAAUCAAGGUGUCCUCAUUGUAUAAAAGUGAAGGACUUAUUUAAAAGUUUAGGAGUUGAUUAUCACGCAAUAGAUCUAGAUGUAAUAGAGAAUGGUUCUGCGAUGCAAGACGCGAUGGCAAAGAAAGCAGGAAGAAGAAGUGUUCCCCAGGUGUUCAUCAACGAAGAGCAUGUGGGCGGAUGUGAUGACACCAUGGCUGCACAUGAAAGUGGAAAAUUAGAGGCUUUACUCAAGUUAUAGAUGUUUACUUAUAUAGAUGUUUACUUAUAUAGAUG